AUGUGCCGCGGAAUCGGCUACAACCUGACAGCGAUGCCGAACGAGCUGAACCACGACACGCAGGAGGAAGCUGGGAUGGAGGUGCAUCAGUUCUGGCCAUUGGUAGAGAUCAAAUGCUCCCCGGACCUGAAGUUCUUCCUGUGCUCCAUGUACACGCCGAUCUGCUUGCCGGAGUACACGAAGCCUUUGCCAGCUUGCCGAAGUGUCUGCGAGCGAGCGCGAGCGGGUUGCGCGCCUCUGAUGCAGCAAUACGGCUUCUCCUGGCCAGAACGAAUGGCCUGCGAGAGGCUGCCGACCCACGGUGACCCGGACAAUCUCUGCAUGGAGCAGGACAACCGUACUAGUAGCACUGGACCAGGGUCCAGCAAUGGCGGAGCAGCCAGCAGCGCCCCGAUGCCACCAGCCUCGCCGCCUCGACCAACUCGACCGUCGAAGACGACUCAGCCGCAACGAUGCAAGCCAGGCAAGAAUCAAAAAAACUGCCAGCAUCCCCCGGGGGAAAGGACGAGGGACUGCGCGUGCCGAUGCAGAGCACCCCUCGUACCCCUGGGGGCGGGGGGCACAGUGCUAUCGGGACCGAUAAGCAGCGGCAGCAGCACCGGCAGCAUAGGCAACGGGGCUGGGCUGGCCGGCAUGGCCGUAAGUGGGGCCAUUCCGGCGCCGCCGAUAAACAUCGCCCGGAACAUCAUUCAGGACAUUGCCGGAGUACCGAACUGCGCCCUGCCGUGCCACGGCGCGUUUCUCACCCUCGAAGAGCGCGAGUUCGCGGCCGUGUGGCUGGCUCUGUGGAGCGGCCUGUGCGCCGCAAGCACGCUCGUGACCGUCACCACGUUUCUGAUCGACACCCAGCGCUUCAAGUAUCCUGAGAGGCCGAUCGUCUUCCUCUCGGCGUGCUACUUCGUGGUGUCGAUCGGCUACCUAUCCAGGAGCAUGUUCGGCCACGAGGAGAUCGCGUGCGACGGUCCAGCGUUGAAGGCCGGGGCCCAGGGACCUGGGGCCUGUGUCACCGUCUUCCUAAUGAUCUACUUCUUCGGCAUGGCGUCCUCGGUCUGGUGGGUGAUCCUAGCGUUCACUUGGUUCCUGGCGGCCGGCCUGAAGUGGGGCAACGAGGCGAUCGCCUCGUACUCUCAGUACUUCCAUUUAGCAGCCUGGCUAGCGCCCACGGUGCAGACAGUUUCAGCGUACAUGGCUGGAGGAGUUGCAGGGGACCCAGUAGCUGGAGUCUGCACGGUAGCGCCGGAUGGCGUUCGAUCCUUCAUACUGGUACCCUUGUUCGUGUACCUGUUACUAGGGACGAGCUUCCUGUUGGCGGGAUUCGUCAGUCUGUUCAGAAUUCGUUCGGUGAUCAAGAGGCAGCCAGGAGCGAAGGCGGACAAGCUGGAGAAGCUGAUGAUACGCAUCGGCGUGUUCAGCGUUCUGUACACUCUGCCAGCCGGGGUGGUUCUGGCGUGUCACAUGUACGAGACAGCGUUGCGAAACGAGUGGCUCGCCUCGCUGGCCUGCCCCUGCCGGACGAGGGAACGGCCCCUGUACUCCGUCCUGAUGCUAAAGUACUUCAUGGCGCUCGCGGUCGGCAUCACGUCCGGCGUGUGGAUCUGGAGCGGCAAGACCGUCGACUCGUGGAAACGUCUGUGGAGGCGUCUGUUCGGCGGGAACGGAGGCGCCGGCCACGGUGGCGGUGGCGCCGGUAUGGUGGCCGGCGUGACCGGCGUCAGCGGCGGAAUCGGCAGCACAAGCAUCAAGGGCGUCGUAGGACGUGUCGGAGUACC
This is a messenger RNA of Nomia melanderi (Alkali bee), 1769 nucleotides long. Lineage: Eukaryota; Metazoa; Arthropoda; Insecta; Hymenoptera; Halictidae. The record is from RefSeq and is a predicted model, not a curated record.